Messenger RNA from Schistosoma haematobium, 4085 nucleotides. It is a transcript of the gene CUL4B, whose product is annotated as Cullin-4B. The record is from RefSeq and is a predicted model, not a curated record. The transcript is spliced from 13 exons. Gene Ontology annotation, cellular component: Cul4-RING E3 ubiquitin ligase complex. Gene Ontology annotation, molecular function: ubiquitin protein ligase binding. Gene Ontology annotation, biological process: DNA damage response; protein ubiquitination; ubiquitin-dependent protein catabolic process. NCBI's taxonomy places the organism in Eukaryota, Metazoa, Platyhelminthes, Trematoda, Strigeidida, Schistosomatidae. The coding region runs from base 687 to 2555 and encodes 622 amino acids.
CACCGAGUCAUCAAUUCUUGGAACCUGUUAUCCGAGGCAGUGGUGUCCACAUCUUCAAGUGAUUCAUUGAAGAGAAGACUAGGCACUCACAGAAGCAUACUAGAAAAGGAAUAACAGAGGCUAUAGGUCUUCUGCUCUUACUACACACAUUUGAAAUGUAAAAUCGGUCCUGUGGGUAUUUUGAAGUAGUCUCGCUACAGUUUCGUAAUGCUUUUAUGGUCUAAAUAAUUAUGGAGUGUAAGGCGUCAGUCAAUGGGUUCCGAAAAACACUGUCACAUGCAGUUGAUCACUGUGGCCCUACAGCGAAACGCAUUUCCUUAAAGGCAAUUUCUGAUGUUAAAGGACUUCCUUCAGCUUCACAAAUAUACCAAGACUCAUGCUUGAAGCUUCAGAGGGCAACAAAGGCAGUUUUUCUCAGCGAGCCUGUCGGAUCCACACUAGAGGAGCUUUACAGGAAUGUCGAAGAUAUAUGUGCACAAAAAAUGAUUAUGGAAUUGUACUCCAGCCUGAAGGCUAUAUUCAGUGAAUAUGUAGCUGGACUACAACCUGAGUUCUUAAAAUAUCCUUUUUUGUUGAUGAGUUCUUGCCAUUUCUCUUCUUUUGUCUUCUUACCUUGACGUUUCGCUUUCACAGUAGGUUUCCAACUCAACGCGGUGGCACACUGUUGGGGAUUGUACUGUAAAAAAAUGCUUCUCAUCAGGAAUAUAUUUCUUUUCAUGGAUAGACAACUUCUUCAGUUAAAUCCUCAGAACUUACAAAUAUGGGACCUAGCCCUUAAGUUGUUCCGAGAAGAUGUUAUCACUCAGGAGAAAGUUCAAUCCCGUUUGAUGUGUCAAAUACUGGAUGAAAUACAUAAAGAACGAUGUGGAGAAGCUAUUGAUCGACAACUUUUACGUACUGUCAUCAGAAUGUUGGUGGAUUUAAAACUCUAUGAUUCAAUAUUCCUUGCAGAAUUUGUUUGUAAAAGUCAACAACUCUACGCUUAUGAAGCAGAUACUCUAUCUAGACAACUCAGUGUUCCUGAAUAUUUGUUACAUGUGGACAAAAGGAUCAUUGAGGAAGAAGAUAGACUUGUUGUGUAUUUAGAUGCUAAUUCAACUCGUAGUUUGCUUAUGUCAACUCUGGUUUCGGAAUUAUUAACUCGUCCAUUAGACUAUCUACUGGAUAAUGGCUUAGUUAAUCCAUUGAAAACAAAACAAACUUCCCAAUUAUCUUUACUGUUUUCUUUAGUUUCACGAGUUCCCAAUGGUAUAGAAAAAUUGCGGACACAUUUCCGUAAUUAUAUCAUACAAAUGGGUCGUGAAAUGGUGGAAAAUCCAACACACGAUCCUGAAAAAGAUCGCAAUAUGAUUCAAAAUUUAUUAGAUUCACGGGAUUUUCUUUCGGAAAUUACUGUAUCGUGCUUUUCAAAUGAUCCCAGCUUUAUGCGUGUUCUACAAGAAGCCUAUGAAGAGUUUAUCAAUCAACGUCCGAACAAACCGGCUGAGUUUCUAGCUAAAUAUCUUGAUUCUCAUCUUAGAUCUGGAAAUAAAGCACAAACAGAAGAAGAAUUGGACAAGUUAAUGGAUAAGGCUAUGAUUCUGUUUCGUUUCAUCGAUGGAAAAGAUAUAUUUGAAGCAUUUUAUACCAAAGAAUUAGCAAAACGUCUUCUUUUGAAUAAAAGUGCAUCAGUUGAUGCAGAGAAAGCCAUGCUGUCAAAACUUAAACAAGAAUGUGGACCAAACUAUACACGCAAAAUGGAGACAAUGUUUCAGGACAUCGAAUUAAGCAAGCAGUUAAGUAAAAAUUUUCGUUUAUCUUUACCUGAUACUCAUGCGAUCGAGUUAAGCGUAAAUGUGAUUUGUCCAGCAUCUUGGCCACCGUAUCCACAGACAACAGCCAAUUACCCCCCUGAAAUGGUGGCUCUUCGAGAGGAAUUUACGCGCUUCUAUUUAUCCCAUCACCAAGGUCGAAAGCUGAUAUAUGAACCGUCUUUAGGAACGUGUGUUGUGAAAGCUAUAUUUCCGAUGACUCCAAAUCUUCGUAAAGAAUUACAAGUAUCUGAACUACAAGCUUUAGUGUUACUGCAAUUCAAUCAAUCAGAUAAUGCUCCUAUUACUUAUACAACGAUAGCUGAAAAUACUGGUAUCGAAGAAAAAGAAUUGAAACGAACAUUACUUUCAUUAGCUGCUGGUAAAGGACAACGUGUUUUGAAAAAAACUCCUGGUAAUCUAGAGAUUGAAAACGAUCAUCAGUUUGUUUUCAACACCGAAUUUCAUCAUCGACUUACGCGUAUCAAAUUCAAUCAGGUUCAACUAAAAGAAACUGAACAAGAACAAGUGGCUACUGAAGAACGGGUGUUUGCUGAUCGUGUUGCUCAUGUAGAUUGUUGUAUUGUACGAAUUAUGAAAACGCGUAAAACUAUUGACCAUAAUUCAUUAUUAUCAGAAGUCUACAAGCAAUUACAGUUUCCACUUAAAGCAAGUGAUGUGAAGAAACGUAUCGAAAAUUUAAUUGAACGAGAUUAUAUGAAAAGAGACUCAAGUAACGCUGCCACUUAUCAUUAUGUGUCCUAAGUAAACGUCGCCCAUUUACUUUGGGGAAAGUGUUGCUUUUUUCCCAAAAAUUAAGAUGUAUAUGACAAUUCUGUUAUUGUUUCAAGUUAACGUUACUGAUGCACUGCGUUCCAAACAGUUGUGUGAGUUAAGUUCUAAAAGAACUACUUGCUACCUUUCUCUUUUUGUACAGCAGAUUAUGUUAUACCAUUUGACCUUCACUUUUAUGUAAAACUAGUAACAGUCUGUCAUGUUCAUGUCAUUGUCCUUCGUGUGCGUGUUUGUUCUUUAAGAAACUAUUGGUCUUUUCAACUGCUUUUUGCUUAUACUUCUCGGUUGACAAACUACGAGCAUCUUACUGAAUAUUAUAGAAGUGGAAAAAAGUUUCGACCAGACAACUCGUCUACAUUUCAUGUUUCCUUUCUUACUACUGCUAUCUUCAUCCAAAUUGGGUCGCAAACAAUGAGAACUCUGGUCAAGAAAAUCGUGUUAUCGAAUAUUUUUAAAUUUCAUGUUUACCAAUUGGGAUAGUAUAUUCCCGUCCAUUCAAUAUCAUUAUACACAUCACUGUAUUAAGUGCCAGACUUUGUAAUGAAAGUUGUCUACAUAGGUUGCAGACUUCUAUUUAAAGAGUUCCUAUUUUGUGAAAGCUAAUGGGACUACUCCAUUGACAAACCUGUGACGUAAUAAAUAAAAGCCGAACGUUCGGUGAUAGUAUACACGUGCAUAUAAUAAUUGCUGAUUUUGCAUUACUUCAUUUAAGCAUAGCAAAUCAUUUUACAUGCAGUUACAUAUCCUCGUGUAAGUCGUAUUCAUUUAUGCUCUCCAGAACCGUGGUAGACUCAUCACAUCAGAAGUCACUUUACGUAUGUCCUGUUAAUUUCGUCUCCUAUUUAGAUAUGUGCAAUACGGGUCGGGAAAUAUCUAAAUGACUUAGUCUCCCACGAACUCCGCUAUAGUCUUUAAAUAAUUUUUGCUUACUCCAACUGUUAAACUAUUACCUAGACGGACGUUCACACGACUGUCAGCAUGUAUGACAGCGAUGUUCUUUUGCCGUAAUAUUAUAGCAUGCAUUUGUACCAUAUUAAUUAUUUGAUAUUGAUGUUGUAGUUUGUGCAUUCUGUUUAAAACAGUCUGUCUAACUAAACAUUAAACUCAACAAUAAGUAAACAGUCAGUUGAGACUCACGACUUCCAAUCAAACCGCUUAACCCUAGUAUGCUUACGAACCUCGUGAUUUCCUAUAGAAGGCGGUCCUUUAAAGUUAAGAUCUAGCUAAAUUACGAAGGUCAGGCCAGGUAUUCCACAUUAUCGAAUCUCAAUACGGCAACAUAAAUGUUGUUAUGUAAUCCAUUCAGUAGAAAGUCCUUGAUCAUCGAUAUGAACCCUUAGUGACGCUUAGAGUUUCGUUCGUUGAACUUUAUGAAGGGCACUCGAUAUUCAUCGGUUGAACCUGAAAUUCUCGGAAUUAACAUGAAGUAUGUAGAUAUAGAAUUGGGUCCUCCGUUAUGGCAGUUACUAGGAUAUACGAUCGAUUAAAGCAAAACCUAGC